Molecule: messenger RNA, 618 nt
Organism: Dermatophagoides pteronyssinus (European house dust mite)
Lineage: Eukaryota; Metazoa; Arthropoda; Arachnida; Sarcoptiformes; Pyroglyphidae
Gene: mRpS28
Product: mitochondrial ribosomal protein S28
Cellular component (GO): mitochondrial small ribosomal subunit
Source: RefSeq, a predicted model, not a curated record
CGUUCUAUAUGAAUGGACAUUACACAUGUUUUAUUUGUUUGAUUCGAAAAAAAUUUGUUUUUUUUUGUCAAAAAAAACAAAAAAUGUUUCGACCGAUUUUGAGAGUUAAUUUUUUGAUUCGACAAAAUUUUACCUUGAAAAAAACCUCGUCGAUAUCAUCAAUAGGCAAUAAUAGAUGGCUAGGUACUACAGCUAUACGUUGGAAUGAUAAUGAACAACAACAACAGGUAAAAUCAAAUAAUGAAACAACAUUUGCAACAUUAUUUCGUGAUUCACCUUAUUGUCAACUUGGUUUACCUGAAGGAAAAAUUGUUAUCGGUCAAAUUGUACAGGUUGUUGAUGAUGAUAUUUAUAUUGAUUUUGGUUUUAAAUUUUUGGCCGUUUGUCGCCGCCCGAAACAAAAUGCAAUAUCAUAUUGUCGUGGCGCUCUUGUUAAAGUUCGUAUCAAUGAUUUAGAAUUAAGUGAUCGUUUUCUUGGAUCAUCACAAGAUAUGACAUUAUUGGAAGCUGAUGUUACAUUAUUAGGUUUACAUUCAAGUCCGAUUAAAAAUGUUACGGCAACAAAAUCUCCAACAACCUAAUAAUUUUGAAAAUUAUAGUAAUUUUAAUUAAUUUUUU